GCAGCAACGCUAAGGCUUCCUACAAUGAGCCUGGCUCUGUUACCACUGAGCUCUGUCUAAUUAUACACUCUCACAGAGAGAGGGAGGUAGAGAGAGGGGGAGAGAGGAGAGGAGAGAGAGAGGGAGUCAGCACAUUAGACAGGAGUAAGAAUCGGCUGGGAAGGGAUAGAGAGUCUGUUAGAGGAGUUGCUUAGAAGGGAUGAUCUGGAGUUGUGAGGCAGGACAAGAAGCAGGGUGUCAGAGACAGGGAAGCCAAGAGGGAGGGAUUCUUUAUCGUACAGAGAGAGCUGGCUGGUGACUGAGUGUAGUGAAAGAGAAAGAGAGGGAAAAAGAGAGCAAGAGAGAUAGAGAGUGAGUGAGAGAGAGAGGGAGAGAGAGAGUGUGAGUAAGAGAGAGAGAGAGAGCGAGAGAGAGAGAGCAAACAGGCGGGCAGGGUGUGAGGAGAGGAGGCAGAGAGAGAGAGAGAGAGUAACACAGGAGGGACGAACAAGUGAUAGUGAGCAAUAGAUACAUAGAGAGAGCGCGUGAGCGAGAGAGGGAGAGAGUGAGAGAGAGACAGCAGAGGGGAGGACGAGGAAGAAAAGGAAGAAGUGAGACAGUGGUGGUAAAGACGUUCAGCAUUCCCUAAACUGGAUAUUCUUACUCGCCUGCCGCGGCUGCUGCCGGAGCCAAUGAGCACACCCUCUGCUGCUCACUACGCACCGCCACACACUGAGGUAAGAGGCCCUUCACAUCGCUGAGGAUCAAGCAGCGCUCCGAACCGGGAUGCGGCGCGGCGGCCCUCCCCUCUCUCCGCGCCCCUCCUUCUCCCGUGAGGCCCAUGUGACCUAGCCGUCACCCUACACACACGGGGGCCCCCACCAUCGCUGGAGCCCAUCCAUGAAUCCCAGCCCCGACCGCGGCAAAGAGUGCCUCCCUCCCAAGAAGAGGGAGUCCCGGCAAGGAUCGGCGGAGCAGCACGCCCCCCCCGCCGACGACUUCAAGCCGCCCGUUCCCGUGCGGAGCCGUCCCGGCGGGGCCCGAGGGGAGGGGGGCAGGGACCCCAACGACGGCGGCGGCCGGCUGCUGAUCAAACAGAACCGCCACGUCCUGACCUCCCCCCCGCCCUUACCCAUCCCCGCGCCCAGCGUCCCCCUGCCCCUGCCAUGGCACGUCCCGUACCCGUCCCCCUUACCCCUGUUCCCGGGGCACGUGGGGGAGAGGAGGGGGUCCGGCUCGCCCUCCUGGCGGGACGACCCUCUCUCCUCCCCGCUGUCCAACCAUUCCAGGUGGCUCCGGGGCGACGGCGCGCUGUCGCUGCAGGCGCCCCAGACCUCGGCCGCCUCCUCGCCGUCCUUUAAGACCCCCUACCCAAGCGACACCCGGGAGAUGUGGUCCUACUUCAACAGCGGCCAGCGGGACUACAGCUCGCCCCUGUUCUCCCCCCCCCAGCUGUUCAGCCACCCUCCGCUGUUCCCGCCCGACGCCGGCCUGGCCGACGCCCGGGACCGGUACCUGGUGAAGCGGCCCAACGGGCUGGACGGGCCGGGCAGCAGGACCGCCUCUACCUCCAGGCUGCCCACCCUCUCAGGGGACUAUGUGAAUGACAGGACCAGGAUAAACCUCAGUCCCCACGGGCCUCACGCCAACGGCGGCAGGAGGCAGCAGGAGGAGCUGUCGGGCCGCGCCCCCUCCGGGGGAGUGUUCUUCCCCAACUCCCUGCCUCAGGAGAGCCCCGAGAUACAUUCCUCGCUGCAGGACUCCAACCUGAUGCUGAAGACCAGCCCCGGGCUGUUCUCCGCCAGUCCCAACCACCUCGGGCCCGACCCGAGGGCGGAGAGGGGAGGCCUGCUGGAGGCCCUGGGCGUCCCCCCGGCAGAGGCCCAGAUCUACUACUCUCUGGGCUCUGUGCAGCAGAGCGGCCUCCAGCCUCAGGCCCAGGCCUUUCCCUUCUACACCCCCUCAGAGACACCGCUGUACACCCCGCUCAAGGAGCCCGGCCUCAGGCAACACAGCAUGGGCAGCUCCCCUCUCUUCUCCCACCGCCUGCCCAGCAAUCACGACAGGUCACAGAAAGAGCAGGAGCCCGACCACGGGAGAGACAGAGAGCGAGAGUCCCUGUCCGCCCUCAGACAGAGGGAGCACAACGCAGCCGAGAGCGAGAGGCUCAGGGAGAACGAGGCCGAGCGGGCGAGGGGCCACGACAAAGAACGAGAACGAGAGGGGAAAGACGCGGAGCGGGACGGAGAGCACGAGAGGCGGCGGACUCGGGACAGGAUCCGAGAGCGGGACAGAAACAGAGCGAGGGAGGGUCAUCAGGCCUCGACCCCUGCCACUCAGCCAUCCCCCCCUGCCUUCCUACCUCACUUCACUAAGGGUUCCCUUAUUGAGCUGGCCAGCGGGCGGCUGAAGCGCGUGGAGGAGCUUCGCACGGAGGACUUCCUGAGGAGCGCCGACACCUCCCCAGAGUUUCACCUCAGCACCUGCACCGUGCUACUCAUCGCCCCUGGCAACGCACAUGGCUUCAAUCACCUACAGGUUAACCUCAACGACCGCAACACUCAGGAGUUACUGAAAGUCUUGGAGGAGUAUCCCUUCUUUGUGCGCGACCGGGGUUGGUCGUCGUGCUGUCCGCCGCGCACCGCGCAGCUGUACGGCCUGCCAUGCCGGCAGCUGGCCGAGGGGGACGUGUGCCUGGCCCUGACCCCCACGCCCGCCCCGCCCGCCCACCGGACACACGCCACCUCACGCUCCAGCUCCAGGGCCCACCGCAGCCACCCCUCUUCCAGCGCCGGAGGAGAGUCCAGCAGUUCCCCAAGGGAGCAGAUGCCCCCUCCGCCCCCUCCUCCGCCUCUCCUCCACCACCAACACCACCACCACCACCAGAACCAUCCGCCUCCCACUGUUCCGCCACUCCCUCCUCCUGCUCCCGCUGCACCGCCUGCCGCUCAGGUGCAGCAACAGCCACGCAAGAGGCGCUGGUCGGCCCCAGACGCCAUGAAACUGAUGGGAAGGGAUGAAAGCCUCCUGGAUUUACCUCAAGGCUCUAAGCAAAUGAAGUGGCAGUAGAGACUUGCAUAUGCAUACAUAAAGAUGCUUGCCUACAUGCACACAAGCAAACACACGCACUCACACACACACACACACACACACCCUCCUUGUCUCUGUUGCACCCAACAAGACAUACAAUGGAGUGAACUCAAGGCAGGGUUGCAGGGAAGAAAAAGAAAAAAAAGACGAAAUUGAACAUUUGCAAUUUAUCGUUGUCGACACUGCUGCCCAAAGUAUAGACUCAGUCAGUCCAGUCGUAUCUAUUCCUAGGAAGUGAGCUUCUCUCUCCUUUCCCCUCUCUCUCUCCCACCCCUUCCCCUUCCCUUCCUGCCCUUUAGUUUGGUAGAGACCUGUAGGGCGCAGCAGUAGAGUACCGCGGGUGGGCUUCCCCCGAGACACACUGAGACAUUUAGUAAGACAAUCAAGCACUUGUCUGUGUUCACUGUUUUGUAAUGGAUGUCCCAAAUGCCUACUUACGGACAGUAUUUUCUGCAGGGUAUCGAUUUUCCGGCAGUGUUAUUAAAUACUGUAAAUGCUAUUGAAGAAGUGCAGAUAUAUAAAUGAAGAAAAAAAA
Molecule: messenger RNA, 3604 nt
Organism: Gadus morhua (Atlantic cod)
Lineage: Eukaryota; Metazoa; Chordata; Actinopteri; Gadiformes; Gadidae
Product: genetic suppressor element 1
Exons: 3
Coding region: 880-3048 (722 amino acids)
Biological process (GO): negative regulation of transcription by RNA polymerase II; nervous system development
Cellular component (GO): nucleus
Molecular function (GO): protein binding; RNA binding
Source: RefSeq, a predicted model, not a curated record